AUGAAAUGUUUAGAGCAGGAGAGUGAGGUACAACGCACAGGUCACGGACCUGGUGUGACAAAGGAGAUGCCCGGCCAGGAGUCAACCCACAGAGCCCAGUCCUUCCACGUACCAGAGCCUCCCAAUCCCAGCAGAGUAGUCCCACAGCAGCGGAUUAAGUGGCCCCCUGCUAGCAAAUGGAGCAAGUGGCAGCAGUUUGAUGAGGAUGUGUCCAACAUCAUUCAAGCCACAGCCAAAGGAAAUGCAAACAGUCGACUACCAUCAUCUUCAGCUUUGCCUUGGAAAGAUUUGGGCAGGACGGCAUGGCACUGCUACUGCUUCGACGUUCAGGGAGCCAGCGGUCUGCCGUCGGCGUAUCGAACGGAUUAUAAAGUCAUACCUGAAAGUCGGAGAGGUGUGGUGACCGCCAGUGUCUCAGAAGGAAGCCAUGGAGGAGCCAAGAAAGUCGCAGCUGCCUCUGACAGCUGCAGGAGGAACGACACAAGCUCCUCUCAUGUUUACGUGUGUGGCCUCCAGCUGAUAAAUAACAAGGGCAAGUUCCGAGGUUACAGUUAUUACAAUGAAGAACUAUAUCGCGGCCACAUUCCCACAACUCCCAUUCAGAAGGCCUUGCUGGCAGUUGGCUCAGGUGUCGCUGCCCUUCAAGACCCUUAUCGACACGACAUGGUGGCAGUGCUCGGCGAGACAACAGGACACUUUGCUUUGUUAAACCUCAGGGACCGGAUGAGAAAUGACCCGGAGGGACACGUGGUCCUCCGGGACAGGCCGAGAAUCCGGCUGUCGACGCUGGACUUGAGAAAGAUGGCCUCCUUACCUGAGGGAACCUUUGGCCGAGAAUACCUCCGUUUUCUGGAAGACAACCAAGUGACCCCUGACUCGAGGGCAGAUGUGAAGUUUGUGGACAACGAGGAGCUAGCUUACGUCAUGCAGAGAUACAGAGAGGUCCACGACCUGCUGCACACCCUGCUGGGCAUGCCCACCAACAUGCUGGGUGAAGUGGCUGUAAAGUGGUUCGAAGCCGCUCAGACUGGGCUCCCCAUGUGCGCCCUCGGAGCUCUGCUGGGCCCACUUCGACUAAACCCAAAUCGCCUGCAGCAGCUGGUCACUUCCUUGGGACCCUGGGCCGUGCAGAAUGGCCGACGUGCCCGGUGUGUCCUCAGCGUCUUCUAUGAGAGGCGAUGGGAGCAGAGCGUGGAGGACCUGAGACAGGAGCUGAACAUCGAGCCUCCUCCCACCCAGUAAUCACGUAAAUAAUGACUAGCUCAGUGGCCUUGUGGUUAGUGUCCGCCCUGAGAAUGGAAGGUCGUGUGUUCAAAUGGUGGCCAAGUCAUUCCAAAGACUAUAAAAUGGGACCCAUUGCCUCCCUGCUUCGCACUAAGCAUCAAGGGUUGGAAUCGAGGGCUAAAUCACCAAAUGAUUCCAGAAUGCGACCACCACUGCUGCUCACUGCUCCCCUCACCUCCUGGGGGAUGGGUCAAAUGCAGAGGACAAAUUUCACCACACCUAGUGUGUGUGUGAUGAAUCUUUGGGACUUUAACUUUAAAUCCUAAUGGAAUCAUGAGGUGGCAAGGACUAAAAAUGGAUGUUUUUGUUUUUUGCGUAGACUGAAUAUUCUCAUUAUGAUCAGAUGUAUACUUUGUAUAUUUAUUCAACUAAAUGUUUUGUUAUAAACCACAUACUUUAUAGCGUA
Molecule: messenger RNA, 1690 nt
Organism: Nerophis ophidion (straightnose pipefish)
Lineage: Eukaryota; Metazoa; Chordata; Actinopteri; Syngnathiformes; Syngnathidae
Gene: coq4
Product: coenzyme Q4 homolog (S. cerevisiae)
Exons: 9
Coding region: 1-1242 (413 amino acids)
Biological process (GO): ubiquinone biosynthetic process
Cellular component (GO): mitochondrial inner membrane; mitochondrion
Source: RefSeq, a predicted model, not a curated record